Molecule: messenger RNA, 1401 nt
Organism: Cuscuta campestris
Lineage: Eukaryota; Viridiplantae; Streptophyta; Magnoliopsida; Solanales; Convolvulaceae
Source: the annotation of a GenBank genome assembly
CUAGGCGAGUGUAAUCGAUUUCACAUUAUUUGUUUUAAGACAUCCUCCCUAACUAUUAAAAUAAACCAACAAAUAACUUGAGUAAGUUGAAUUAUUGGAUUAUUUGGGACAAAUUAAUUAAAUAAAUGUAAAUACUCGGUAUGAUGUUUUAUGUCCAUGCAUAUGGCUGCACGUGCGUACGGCGGCCUGCCGGCAGAUGGUAAUCUCCGAGGAACUGGAGAGGCGAAAGGCGGCGGCUGCAGCGGUUCAAAGGAAUAAUGAUGUAGUAUCACAUGCAGCUGCUAAUUACAGCAGCGGUGGUUUGAAGCGUUCCCCGGCGGAGUUAUUAUGGUUGAAUAAGAGAGGGUGCCCUAUCGGUACUGUUCCCAUCCGUCGCCGUCGUCGUCGUCAUCACUCGUUGGAGGAUGAUGUGAAGACUAUCACGGAAAGCCAUCUUGAUUUUGCAGGAGUAAUAGUAGGGAAAGCUCCAUCAGGACAAUUCACAGGGGCUAAAGCCACUAUGACCAUAUGGAACCCCAUGCUGAGGGGAGAUGACCAAUACAGCUCCGCCGCUUUGUACUUGGACAAUAUUGGAGAUAAUGACCAUAAUAUAAUUAUUCACAUCCGCGCUGGAUGGAUCAGGGAAGACGACGACUAUGCAACAACGGGAUGCUACAACGAUCAGUGUCCGGGAUUUGUCGUAUUCUCUAACAAAAUUCCACUCGAUUAUCCUUUUCCCAACAUGUCCCAGUUCGAAGGUGAUCAGUUCGACACAACCAUAGAUGUUUUUCAGAGUACUUGGGGAGAUUGGGUUCUAAGUGUGGAUGAAGAAACGCUUGGGAUAUGGACAACCCCCAUAUUCUCAAGCAUGGCCAGCGCCGCGACUCAAUUGCGAUUUGGAGGGGAAUGUUUCAAGCCCGAAGGCCAAGACACGAGUCCGGAAAUGGGGAGUGGAAGGUUUAACAACGGGCAGUAUGACAAGACGUGUUACAUGCGUCGCGUGUCUUACUACGAUUCUAUUUAUGGGAGCAACGUUGUUAGCGACGACAUGGUUCAACUCCACGAUUCGAGAUGCUACUAUGAAGGCUCCCAAGGUUAUAAUUUUGAAGACGAUUGGUAUGGUUACUCUUUUAUGUUUGGAGGAGCCGGCAAGGAAGAUGAAGUUAGAUGUUUAGGCGAUUAAAUUGUACCAAGUAGAACUAAAAUAUAUCUGUCAAUAUUUUUUUUAUAAAUAAAACUUUUAUGAUUUUAGUUAAUUAUUCCUUUUAUAAUUUCUAAUCAAUUCCUGAUUAUUGAUGUACAUGUACAAAAGUGUCUUUUAUAUAAUGAUUAAGAGCAAUACACACCUCCCAACAGCUAGGGUUUCUAUUAUUGGCAAGGCACAGUCAUACUUUCCUCACCUAAUGAACUUAGAAUUUUACU